Molecule: messenger RNA, 507 nt
Organism: Scheffersomyces coipomensis
Lineage: Eukaryota; Fungi; Ascomycota; Pichiomycetes; Serinales; Debaryomycetaceae
Exons: 2
Coding region: 1-291 (96 amino acids)
Source: RefSeq, a predicted model, not a curated record
AUGUCGUCCAAAGAUAAGAUGAUUGGAUUAACUCGUCAAUUAGCAAGAACCUCAUAUCGUCAAUACGCCACCACAACUGCCACUUCCAGUCCUAAGAAAAUCGGUGCUUUCAGAGGAGGAUUUGUUGGUUUCUUACUUGGGGUAACUGCUACUGGUGCUGCUUCAUAUUAUUAUUUAUUAGAUCAAUAUAAAUUAGCUAAUAAUACCGUUGUGGCUGAUAUUGUUGCUUUACAAGCUUCCAUUAGUAAAUUGGAAAAACAUAUCAAUUCUUUAGAUGAUUCCAAAAAGUAAGUAAUUAGAUCGACUUAUCAUAAUUAAUUAUCCCCAAGAUUCUCCGGGAAAAUACUUUGUAUCAUAGUAUAUUAUCAUUCAAGAAUGAAUGAUAAAGCUAAUUAGAAACUAUUAGUUUAUUAAACAGAUGCCGAUAAUCCAUUACCAAAAAUUAUAUAUACAAAAUUUAUGUGUCUCUAUAUAGGUACUAUAUAUAUGUAUUAAUGCAAAAAAAAG